Messenger RNA from Oryctolagus cuniculus (rabbit), 3884 nucleotides. It is a transcript of the gene RAD23B, whose product is annotated as RAD23 nucleotide excision repair protein B. Gene Ontology annotation, biological process: proteasome-mediated ubiquitin-dependent protein catabolic process; nucleotide-excision repair. Gene Ontology annotation, cellular component: nucleoplasm; cytosol. Gene Ontology annotation, molecular function: polyubiquitin modification-dependent protein binding; ubiquitin binding; proteasome binding. Lineage: Eukaryota; Metazoa; Chordata; Mammalia; Lagomorpha; Leporidae. The record is from RefSeq and is a predicted model, not a curated record.
GGCGAGUCACGAUGAUGGCGGCCACCAUCCUGUGGUGAGCUAGCGGAUUCUCUGCAGGUCUCACAGAGCCCCUCGCGCUUCCUGCAGACUCGGGGGCUGGCGGCGGGCGCGUGAGGAAGCACGGCGGCCGGAGCUCGCGGGAAAGGCCGGAGUCGCGGAGGCAGCGGCGCGGCCCGGGCCUCGGACUGGGGGAGAGGCCGCUCCGCAGGGCGAAUGUGACAAGCCCCCACCCCCACCGCCUUCCUCCAGAGAGCGCGAGGAGCGCGGGCGACCCCAGGGCCGGGCCAGGCCACAGACCCCGCCCAGCGGCCAGCACCCGGCGGAGGCCCGGCAGCGGAGCUGCGCGGCGGCACCAUGCAGGUCACCCUGAAGACCCUUCAGCAGCAGACCUUCAAGAUCGACAUCGACCCCGAGGAGACGGUGAAAGCACUGAAAGAGAAGAUUGAAUCAGAAAAGGGGAAAGAUGCCUUUCCAGUAGCAGGUCAAAAAUUAAUUUAUGCAGGCAAAAUUCUCAAUGAUGACACUGCUCUCAAAGAAUACAAAAUUGAUGAGAAAAACUUUGUGGUGGUUAUGGUGACCAAACCCAAAGCAGUGACAACACCAGCACCAGCUACAACUCAGCAAUCAAAUUCUGCCACCACUACUGCAGUUAGUUCCUCCACAGCAACAGCUGUAACUCAGGCCUCAACACCUGCCCCUGCUUUGGCUCCCACUUCCACACCUGCGUCCAUUGCUCCAGCAUCAACGACAUCUUCUGAACCUGCACCUGCUAGUGCAACUAAGCAAGAGAAACCUGCAGAAAAGCCGGUAGAGACACCAGUGGCUACUAGUCCAACAUCAACUGACAGUACAUCAGGAGAUUCGUCUCGGUCAAACCUUUUUGAAGAUGCAACAAGUGCACUUGUGACAGGUCAGUCUUACGAGAAUAUGGUGACUGAGAUCAUGUCAAUGGGCUAUGAACGAGAGCAAGUAAUUGCAGCCCUAAGAGCCAGUUUCAACAACCCUGACAGAGCUGUGGAGUAUCUUUUAAUGGGAAUUCCUGGAGAUAGAGAAAGUCAGGCUGUGGUUGAGCCCCCGCAAGCAGCUGGUACCGGAGCUCCUCAGUCUUCAGCAGUGGCUGCAGGUGCCGCAACUACAACUGCGACGACGACGACAACUAGUUCUGGAGGACAUCCCCUUGAAUUUUUACGGAAUCAACCUCAGUUUCAACAGAUGAGACAAAUUAUUCAACAGAAUCCCUCCCUGCUUCCAGCAUUGCUACAACAGAUAGGUCGAGAGAAUCCUCAAUUACUACAGCAAAUUAGCCAACACCAGGAGCAUUUUAUUCAGAUGUUAAAUGAACCAGUUCAGGAAGCUGGCAGUCAAGGAGGAGGAGGAGGUGGAAGUGGCAACGCAGGAAUUGCAGAAGCUGGAAGUGGUCAUAUGAAUUACAUUCAAGUAACACCUCAGGAAAAAGAAGCUAUAGAAAGGUUAAAGGCAUUAGGAUUUCCUGAAGGACUUGUGAUACAAGCAUAUUUUGCUUGUGAGAAGAAUGAGAAUUUGGCUGCCAAUUUUCUUCUACAGCAGAACUUUGAUGAAGAUUGAAAGGGACUCUUUUGUAUCUCACACUUCACACCAGUGCAUUACACUAACUUUGUUCACUGGAUUUGUCUGGGAUGACUUGGGCUCAUAUCCACAAUACUUGGUAUACGGUAGUAGAUGGUUGGGGGUGGGGAGGGAGGGAUCUAGGAUACAGGGCAGGGAUAAAUACAGUGCAUGUCUGCUUCAAGUAGCAGAUGCUGCAGAUCCACACAGUGUGUAAAAUAGGAUACAACCAAAAAAUCAGCUUUUGCAGGUCUUUAUUUCUUCGAUAAAGCAGUAGGUAACUUUUCCUAGGUUUCACUCUUUUUAGUGUACUAGAUCCAGAAAUUUAGUGUAAUGCCCUGCUUUAUAUUUCUUUGACUUAACAUCAGUUUCAGAAAGAGUCUUUGCUACCUAGAAUUUCAUUCUCUGUUCAUGGCAACACUGGAUUCAUGGCUUUGUGAAAUUGAAAAAAUUUUGGAGCAACUACAAACAGAAAUGCCAAGUUAUUGAUGGUUGUUGCUGCUUCACAUAAGUAUAAAAUUAAUAUGUAAGAAAGCCCAUCUUCCAUGUUAAAUACCUGGGGUGGGGGAGGGGAAGAAAGGGAACCUUUUCUUAAAAAUGAAAAUAAUUACUGCUAUUUUAAAAUUUGCUGAUCAUUGAGUUGAAUGUGAGACCCUUCUAACAUGAUUUGAGGAGCUGUACAAGUAUAGGCAGAGUUAUUUUCCUGUUUACAUUUUUGUUUUGUUUUGUUUUGGGGAAAAAUUGGUAGGUGUCUAAUUACUGUUUACUCUAUUGUUAUAUUGCAGUAAAAGUUUUAAAACAACCAUUGCAUGUUUGCUUUUGGUGUAUCCCUUUGUGAAAUUAGCACUUUCGGGGCCAAUGGAGAAAUGCAGCAUUCACUCUUCCUCUCUCUUCCCCUUUGUUCAGCAGAAAUGUGUUUAGGAACAAGUCAUAAGCCAAACUACUGCCUGUUUAAAAAACCCACAGAAUGCUGAUCCGGUUCAGGAUUAAUACAAAUGUUCAAAACUGGGUUUCUGAUACUUGUAAAUGUUGUGCUUUAUUAGAUAAGAAUGUAUUACCAUUAAAGUCAUUAGUAUUAUACUGCUUUCAAAAAGAGAAGAUAGACAAAACUGUAAGCCAGCAUUUUAAUUGCAUUGAAGACUGGUGAGAUCUUUGGAAGGGUUGGGAGAUGUGACUGGAAAGUACUUUGGAAAAUAUACAAUCAAGAUAUCUCAUGGCGUAUUAAAAGAAAGAUCGCAAUAGCAGUGUUGGUUUUUAUUUGGAAUUUUUUUUUUCAAAUUCAGUUUUUUUCUUUGGACUCUCCAUUGGCACUGUCAUUUCAUCAUGAGAGGGGCCGUGCCUACUUGUUCAGUUUAUCAAAUCUGUUUUCCUGAGUAUAAACAGUCUAUUUAAGGAAAUAUUUUUUUUCUGCCAUCUGAUAUUAAGAUGAAUUUGCACAAAUAUUUCCCUGCGUAUAUUCUCUUGCAGUGUCCCUAGCACAGUUUGGUGGUGGCUUUUCAGCUUUUACAUCAUGCGUUCAUAACCUGUCUCUUAUGAAAAUAAACAAAACUCUUGAUUUUCCUUCGCAGUGUAUCAUGUUUAAUUUUUAAGUGUUUAUUUCAUAAACAUAGCAAGCUUUUGGACUCCGUGUUACCUGUUUGCUUUAUAAUGAAUUAUGCAUAAUGUCUCGAGAAUGAGAUGAGGAUUCAUAAAGAUGUUCAUCUUUCAAGGCAAUGAGUUGGCAAGGGGGUGACAUUUCUGGUCAGAUAAUGGAAUACACUCAAUUGUUUUGUGACAGUUUUUAUGUGCUACUUUAUUGCUCAGUGCAUUGUGAAAACUGGAAACAAACAGCAGCCACUUCUUUGGAAAGUGACAGCAGAAGUUGGUGACAUGGAGCAUUUGUCCUUGGACAACGGAACUACAGAUAGAAUUGAUAAUUACCAGAAGACAGCUCAGGCCAAGUUUUGAUCAUUCUUUACAGUACCUCAGCUGAGGCACCAUACAAGAAAUGGGCUUUUGGUACCUUUUGCUGUUAUUGUUUAAUUUACAAAUAGAUUUUGCUAAAUCUCAAUGUAAGUGGCUGUUUGACUUUGGAAUUUUGCAUUCACGGUAUACUGUCAUCUAUUUCUUGAAUUUUUAAUUGUUCAGUUGCUCUGUGGAAAAUGUGAGGAAGCUAAAGUUUAUAUUUGUGAAAUUCUGUGCCAUCCUCUAGUCAAAUAUUUCUUUUUGUUUAAAAAUACUGAAGUGUUCCACCGUAUAAAUUUUUCCUGUACUAGAUGGCCAAGAUUCUAGAGAUUUGAUUAUAAAAUAUUUUCAAUACA